Messenger RNA from Kuraishia capsulata CBS 1993, 1122 nucleotides. RefSeq lists its product as uncharacterized. Bases 1 to 1122 code for a protein of 373 amino acids. The record is from RefSeq and is a predicted model, not a curated record. Lineage: Eukaryota; Fungi; Ascomycota; Pichiomycetes; Pichiales; Pichiaceae. The transcript has 2 exons.
AUGGUGGUUAUCAUCAAUUGUAAGGGUACACCAUACGAGAUGGGUUAUGCCCACGGCUCCACAGCCAAAAAGCAGAUCAAAAAGGUCAUUGAACUGUACUCGUCAUGGAAUCUUGAAUGGUCUGGAAGGAAUUGGGCGGAGUUGAAAGAAGAUGCGAAGCUUAUCCAGGCCACUCUCAAAGAGAAGGCCAGCUUCCUUCUUGAGGAGAUCGAAGGAAUCGCAGCAGGAGCGGGCGUUGACGUUCUCGAUAUAGUUGUUAUGAACUCCAGAUAUGAAAUCGGGCUUUCUGGGGCUGCUGCAACGAAAAGGGCCGAGGAAGUACAAGCGCUUUCGGUGGAUGGAUGUACUACCUUUUCGGAGAGGUUCGAGGGGAAACAAUGGAUUGGUCAAAAUUGGGACUGGCAAAACGAAAUUCAAGAAAAUUUGGUCUAUUUGAACUUGGAAAAUGCUGAUCCUACAAUUCCAAGAAUUAAGGUGGUUGCUGAGGCCGGUUUGCUGGGUCAGACAGGUUUCAACGAUAGAGGUGUCGCCCAAAUGGUGAACGCACUAUACGCUUCUGAUCUUGAUACUUCCAAGAUUCCGGUUACUUUGAUUAGAAGAAUUAUUCUGAUGCAGAAUUCGAAGGAAGAGGCUCUGGCCAAGAUGAACGAGUUGGGAUGCGCCGCUGUUGUCCAUCUGAUGGUUGCAGACAAAACUGGUGUUGUUUCUGUUGAAACCUCUCCAUAUGGUCUGUCUCUUCUCAAGGACGACGAGCAGAGACUGGCUCAUUCUAACCAUUGUAUCAAGCCUUUUGAGGGAUGUCAUGUCAAUAAUCUGUUGAAAGACUCUUACCCCAGACUGGACAAAAUGCGCGAAAUGCUCCAAGAGGGAAAGGCCGAGCCACCAUCCUACGAAAAGUACCUUAGGAUGUGCAGUGACGAGUCGAACCCUCCUAACUCGAUCAACAGAGCUAAUGAUCCUUCGAAGACUGGGACUUCUGCCCACAGUAAGACCUGCUACACCAUAAUCUUGAAUGCCAGCGAUGGCUAUGGAAGAAUAUCGUUUGGCAGACCAACUGAGCAGGAAGAGGUGUUGGAAAUAUCUUUUACAGGCCCCGAAAAGGGCGUUGUGUACGCGAACUAG